GUGGCAGUCCAUCACCUCCCACAAUGUCUCUUUUGCUUCAAGGAAUGGGUAUGAGUGGACUCAUGAGCGCAAGUGCUUCUGUCAGUGGCGCUGCCUCUGCCUCAGGGUUCCAAUCCGGCUUUGCGAGUCCGUUGAGCAGCUCGAGAGCUCCCAGUCCGGCAAGAAGUGUAUCACCUCCUGUUCACAAUACUAUCUCCGAAAUCACUCCCAGGUUGGGCUCGAAUCCAAACAUGCCCAGUCCCAACAUGCGAGCAUCGAACCGUCUCAGCUUUAUUUCCUACACUGACCUUCUCAACUCUGCACCGAUCGCUUCACAGCCGCUCAGUGCUGUCCUGAGUCCAGGACAGAAUGAGCCGCCUACGCACUUGGUGGUUGUCGACGCAGACAAUGCGCCUAGCGUGGUUGGAUCGGGAACGAACGCGAGCUCGAGCCACCUUCCUCUCGGUAUCGGCAGUCUCAACGUGAGCAACCCUAGCGAUAAGGUUGACGUUGAUUCUUUGGGUACUGUCGGCCUGAGCAGUGCUGGUGAAUGGGGUCGAGAAGGGUUGGGAGGUGGUCUUGAAGAACGAUUGGAACGGCUUUGGGCCGCCGAGAAGGAAAUGAACGAGCGUGGACGUCCCAUGAAACCGAAUGGUAGUGCUAGCAGGUCUGCUAGCAUUGGUGUCAGUAUUGACAACUCACAACCAGCUCCUACCACAACAUAA
This is a messenger RNA of Acaulospora colombiana, 704 nucleotides long. The record is from the annotation of a GenBank genome assembly. NCBI's taxonomy places the organism in Eukaryota, Fungi, Glomeromycota, Glomeromycetes, Diversisporales, Acaulosporaceae.